This is a messenger RNA of Oncorhynchus keta (chum salmon), 373 nucleotides long. Its product is annotated as large neutral amino acids transporter small subunit 4-like. Gene Ontology annotation, biological process: neutral amino acid transport. The record is from RefSeq and is a predicted model, not a curated record. Gene Ontology annotation, molecular function: neutral L-amino acid transmembrane transporter activity; L-amino acid transmembrane transporter activity. The annotation marks the transcript as partial. The transcript has 3 exons. Lineage: Eukaryota; Metazoa; Chordata; Actinopteri; Salmoniformes; Salmonidae.
AUCCUGUCAUUUGUCCUCCAUACUGUUGUGAGAGGCUUCAUCCACUCUGCAACUGGAGGUCUCUACGCUGCUGUGUACCCAUCAUCUCAGUUUGGCAGUCUGACGGGGAUGCAGUCUCUGGUGUCUGCUCUGUUUGCUCUGUUCCAGCAGCCACUCUUCAUGGCCAUGAUGGGCCCUCUGAAGGGAGACCCACUCUGGGUGAAUGUAGGCCUAUUGGGGGUCAGUAUGCUGGGCUUCCUGCUGCCUCUAUACCUGGUGUGUUUCAGACGCACACUGCACCGCCAGCUACAGGACAGAGACCAGGACUCGAAGAUAUACCUCAAGAUCAACGGGUCCAGCAAACCUGAAGCUUUCGUCUAGAAAAGGGAGAGAG